This is a messenger RNA of Prunus armeniaca (apricot), 723 nucleotides long. The record is from the annotation of a GenBank genome assembly. Lineage: Eukaryota; Viridiplantae; Streptophyta; Magnoliopsida; Rosales; Rosaceae.
AUGGAGAUGGUGAUAAUGGAAGAGGUGUGCCAGCGACGCAGCUCAGUACCAACAAACAGGCAAGCAACCAUAACCAUGAAACCCCACAAACUCCUCAACCCUCAGACCCUACCCUCCAAGCUCAGACCCAUUUUCCUCACAAACCACGCUCCCUCCUCCGCACCUUUCUCUUCACUCACUCAUCCAGAAAACCCCACAGACCCUCCACCAAUAACCCGCCGCUCUCUACUCAAAACCAUCCAAUCUUCUCAGUGGCAUUUCAUCAAACACCUUUCGCCCAACCUUUCCCCCUCUCUAAUCUCCGAGGCCCUCUUUGAACUCCAAAAAAGCCCUCAACUUGUCCUUGAAUUCAUCUCCAAUGUCGAUUUUCACCGCCUGGAUAUCCAAACCCGUUGCCUCGCCAUCGCCAUUGUCGCCCGCCAGUCUUCCCCACAAACCGCUUUAGAACUCUUGAAGCAAGUCGUUGGUAGUGGCAUUGCUACAAUCAGAGAGAUUUUCAAUCCACUGGCGCUCUCGCGGGAGCGUUUGAGUGUAAAUAGCAGCAUAAUUUUUGAUUUGUUGCUAAGGGCUUGUUGUGAAAUGAAGAAGGCCGACGAGGCUGUUGACUGCUUCUACUUGAUGGUAGAUAAAGGUUUUAUGCCUAAGACUGAGACGUGCAAUGACAUGCUGAGUUUGUUCUUGAAAUUGAACCCAAACGGAGAGAGUGUGGGUUUUGUAUGCUGA